UCGGUCAAAUGUCGUCUGUCCAAAACCAACCAACCAACCGACCAACCCACCGGAAUUUAGGCCCGCAGGCCCACGCCUACUCCGUUUAUUCAUCUCGUCCGAGAAUACCGUACGCGCAACAUAGGGUCUUACUUCGAAAAUGUAAAAUUGUUUCACAGAAUUGAUACGAGAACUUGACGACUGGUUUAGUUUUGCCGCCUUGGCCUGCGAAUAAAAUGUCGCUGAAGUCGGGAACCCUUCCGCAAACGAAGGCAUUCGAAAAGAAGCCAAAGAACCAUGGACUAAAGUAAUGGACUAAAGAAACUUCUGUGCUUGUUUGCUUGCCUUGUUUGCCUGUAUUAAGCAAACGAUUUACUACAAUUUCAAAGUCAAUACCUGCAACUAGUGCGAAUGACGAGCAAAUAACGAUCUAUGUAUACAAAGGUAUUCCUACGUCAGCGGGGUGACUGACACGGGCAAUAGUGUGAGCAAAGCAGCGAAGCAGGACAGCGACCGGCUGGUCGUCCGGAGGAGAGACGAACUUUUCAAACGCGUCCGAAUGCAAACGCUUUCGCAGCACAUUCGAGAUCACUACCAAGCCGCGGAAAGCGUCUACGCGUUGGGUACACCCCUGGGUGCCACGCCAACAACCGGGUCUUCGUACCCACCCGGGCAGUCGGUAGUCGUAGACGCAGAAACACCAGUAUAAUUAAUUCGUCGUUUGUUUCUACUUGUAUGUUCGGGACGUUGUUCGCUUUGCAAAACUCAGGAUCUUGCAUGCUCCUCCGAAGCAGACGUCAAAUAAAAUAUCUUCUGAUAAUUCACAGGUAAAGUCCGACACACUCCUGAUCCUUGACGUUCGAGACCCCGAGGAGUACGACAAAUGCCACGUUCUGCACUCGAAAUCCUAUCCGAAGCAGCUCCUGAGCCACGACAAGAUCAGCGCGGAGCUCUACGCCUUCAAGGCAAGACCAGAAAAACGGCUUGUCGUGUAUCAUUAUUUUUUGUGAUAAUGGUUUCGUUCUUGAAGCAAGUUAGUACGUCACUCUACAACUGUAACACAGUCUGAUUGUGAUCCUUAUUUCGUGUCUGGCGUCGAACUGCAGUCUGUGUCUGGCGUCGAAGCCUUCGUUUCACUUCCGAAACAAGAACGCCAAUUCUUUGCAGUUACGACACCGACGACAAGGCAACCGCUAGAAUAGCCACAACGCUGGUCGAAAAGGGAUUCACCAAUGUCUACGGGCUCAGCGGUGGCUUCGAAGAGGUACUUGCUGUCUGUUUGGAGCAGCAGGUGGGCUUUUCUGUUGUGAGUUCGGAAGAAGCAAUGCAUUUCGUUUUGGCCUCCAGUUUUCGUUUUCGCACUCACACGAAAAAAAAACAGGCCUGCAAGGGUUUCCCCGAAGUAAUGAAGGGUGACAUUCCGAACUACAAUCCGAAUGCCGAUCUGCAAAGCCGACCUGGCAGUAGUUGCAGCCGCCUGAGUACAGUAAGUCGUUUCACUCAGAUGUCGACGCGUAGGUAGCGAGCGGGCACGGGAUACCGCAGCUGCUUACAGAAAUAAACGCAGACUUUGGAGAGUGGUUCUGAAGAGUGUGUUGAGACACGACGUUGCCAAAUAUCGCUAUUUUCCUACCUUCACGUGGUAGCAGUACUACAGGAGGAAUUUUUUUUUCCAUAAAGAAAAACUGCCCGCCUCGACGGACAGUACUGCAUGCUGCCGUUGAUGCACGGGAUCUGUUCUCUUUGCAAUCAAUGAAUCAAGCAGUAUAGUCUAUCGAGGAAUUUUGGAAACGAAAUCUUCGCGAAUGUAGUUACACUGGACAACAGUCAUUGCUGAGACACUGCUGUAGUUCAGUGUCUUCUGUUUGUGGAUGCGAAAGCGAGAUAUCGGUGGACGAGUGUUUUGAUCAGUGAGCGCAGUUCAUUUUCACAGUCGCGCAGACACCAAAGUAUUUCUAUUGUGCUAGAUACAUACGGAAGAGAUAGAUCGAAC
Molecule: messenger RNA, 1972 nt
Organism: Amoebophrya sp. A120
Lineage: Eukaryota; Dinophyceae; Syndiniales; Amoebophryaceae
Source: the annotation of a GenBank genome assembly